This is a messenger RNA of Papaver somniferum (opium poppy), 609 nucleotides long. RefSeq names its product NAC domain-containing protein 2-like. Gene Ontology annotation, molecular function: DNA binding. NCBI's taxonomy places the organism in Eukaryota, Viridiplantae, Streptophyta, Magnoliopsida, Ranunculales, Papaveraceae. The transcript has 2 exons. The record is from RefSeq and is a predicted model, not a curated record. Gene Ontology annotation, biological process: regulation of DNA-templated transcription. The coding region runs from base 1 to 609 and encodes 202 amino acids.
AUGGGAGACAAAAACCUUCAAGACUUGAAGGGUAAGGGCGUUGUGGUAUACGACGACGAUCAUGAAGGCAAUCAAGAAUGCAUUCAAUUGCAACAUCCUCCUCUUCAGUUUCAAUACUACAUUGCACCUGGUUUCAAGUUUCUGCCGUCUGACGAUGAGUUGGUGUUUAUAUACUUGACGAGAAAGAUUCAAGAUCCCGAAGGUUUCCAGCCCCCUUUUAUCCCAGUAAUGAAUGUCUAUGAUUAUCUUCCUCGAGAGCUGCUAGAGGAGAACGAAGACAAGGAUGCUUAUUUCUUUACACCAAGAAAUAAAAUAUAUGAAAACGGGAGUCGAGCUGCUAGAACUGUUAAAGGAGGCCCUGGAUACUGGAGAGCAGGACCACCCAAAAAAGAAAUUAAAGAUGUCGACGAUAGAACAGCUGCUUAUAAGAAUAGCCUUAGGUUCUUCCAGGGUAAGAGUAAAAAAACAGAUGGUACAGAUUGGCAAAUGAAAGAAUUUGUCAUGUGUCAGGACGAAAAAGAAAAAGCAGGAUGCAGCAGCAGCAGCAGCAUGAAGUUGGAUGAUUGGGUCCUAACCCAUAUUUACUUGAAAAAAAACGGAGGAGAUUGA